AACCAAUAGGUGGCAACAAAACAAUUACUGUCCAGUCUGCCAGUGACAGAAGAAGAGGAAGAAGGUCAGACAUGGCUGCGCCCGUGUCCUUGUUUUCACGAUUGAAAAUAGGUGGGUUACUCUCCCUUGAGCCUGUCGUUGAGGUGACCGCGCGGUUUGCGUCGAAGAAAUCUGGAGGCAGUAGUAAAAACCUUGGAGGAAAGUCACCUGGACGCAGAUAUGGCUAUAAGAAACUAGACGGUAAUUUUGUACAUGCCGGGAAUAUUGUUGCAACACAGAGGUUGAUGCGCUGGCAUCCUGGAGGUCAUGUUGGAAUUGGGAAAAACAACACCUUGUAUGCUUUGGAGGAUGGCGUUGUUAGGUUCACCAAGGAGGUGUACGUUCCUCUGCCUCACAGUGCUGAGACCAAAGACAUGAUCUCAAAGCUGCCGAAAGGAGCUGUGCUGUAUAAGACCUUUAUCAGUGUGAUUCCGAAAAAGCAGGACGUUACUUUUAAACUGGUCAGUAUGUUGUGAAGGUGAGCUCCAACCUUGGAACAGGUGUAGACCUCACAUGGAUCUUAAGAACACCUGAAGCAUAACAAAACAUGUCAUUUGAAACUGAAAGAUUUAAAGGCUAUAGCCAGUCAAAAAAAUAGUCUCUCAAUUUUUAUGAUUUAACAUUGUACAUUUGUAAAUUUGCUGUGCUCUGCUUGGGAAAACAAUCACUUAGAUAAGUAAGGGAGAUUAACCCUAAUGUUAAAAUCGGAUCUUUGUGUUCAAUAAAGUCUGUUCUGCCAAUCUUGUGAGGCACCCUUAAGCAAAACUCAUAGACUUUGUGUUCGAAUAUCCAACAUGUUCUGUGAGUACAUUUUUAAAUGAGCACAUUUUUUUUAGAUGGUUGAAUAUGGCUGGGGAGCAGAUUUAUACCGGGGUACUGUAUCAAUUAACAUGGUAUCAGUAAGGUAAAGUUAAAAUAAAUGCAUUCUGUGUUGUAUUUCUUCACUGUUAUGCAGCACAUCUUCUACAAACUGUAAGUACUGUAUGUAGUGGAAGAAACUGGCAACUGCUUUAUACCUGGCUUACUGUCUUACAUUUCUUUACAUUUCUUUAAUGCAACUAUUGUGGAAGGAUUGCAAUAUAAUAUAUCAUAAAUGAGAAGAUCUUAAUGGAAUCUACAUAAAUAAACUCUGCUACCAUGACUUUAA
This is a messenger RNA of Alosa alosa (allis shad), 1186 nucleotides long. RefSeq names its product mitochondrial ribosomal protein L27 (gene mrpl27). Bases 72 to 515 code for a protein of 147 amino acids. The record is from RefSeq and is a predicted model, not a curated record. Gene Ontology annotation, molecular function: structural constituent of ribosome. Gene Ontology annotation, biological process: translation. Gene Ontology annotation, cellular component: ribosome; mitochondrial large ribosomal subunit. NCBI's taxonomy places the organism in Eukaryota, Metazoa, Chordata, Actinopteri, Clupeiformes, Clupeidae. The transcript has 4 exons.